UAUAGUUAUCUCGCAGGCCUCUACUUCAGGGCAGACAGGCCAGGUUGUAGCGACAGGUCCGAAGAAAGUGAGAGCAGCGAAGUUUCACCAGAGGAGGUUAUUAUCAGCAGGACCUCCAAGACAAAGAGCAACAAAUGUCCUACACAUAAGAGAAAAGACAGCGGUGGGAGAGAAGAAGUGGCAACAGAGUCCAGACGUUCGGAAUCAGAACUCGGUGAACAGAGUCAAGUCUUUAAGCUUGUGGACAAAGGGAGACCUUCAGACCCAGAGCACUGUCGGAAGCACCAGGUUUUCGAUACACCUACCCUUAGCCCAAGUGAAGGUGUAUCAGAGGGCAGUGGGAGGAGCAAAGAAGAAUCAGAACCCUGUGGGAGGAGCCAAAACGGAUUCUUAAAAGAACUAAGGACAUGCUGUACGUGUAACGUGUCUGAGUUAGAAUCUGGGAAGGAGGAAGUUUUUGAUACAUCUAAAAGUGGGAGUGUCCGAGCAGCUCAGUUUGAAUCUACAGACUCUGCUACAGCAGUAAAUCGCAAUCAGGAUAUCUCUGUGGCACGUGGGGUGCCAGGGCCGCAGGUUCAGCAAGCUUCUCUUCCGCCUCUCCGUUGUGUGGCAGCCCAGGCCUACACCCCUCUCCUUCUCCCAUACACCCGCUCUCGGCCCCCAAACGCCCCCACCAUGCCCACCCUGCCUGAAGAGGAGGAGGAUUCUGCUGAGGACAUCGAGAGUUCCUCCAGCUCCCCCACCAACUACAUGCCAGUUGAAGCCAAGCUAGUGAAUGUGACUACGGCUCCCCCUACAAUUGUCCUUCCAGGAUCAGCCCCCCAGCAGGACCCUCGUCCCUUGGAUAAAACUAGACCACUCAGCCCCAGACUUCGGCUGUCGAGAAACACCAGUGCCUCGGGGCCUCUCACUACAGUAGACACUGAAGGCCACGUGAUAGAUCUGGUGAAGGAUAAACUUCCAGAGCUGCAGCUGUCGGAGGAGGACCGGCAGAAGAACCUGGAGCUGCUGGAGGAGGCGAAGAAAGUGAGCGACCGCUUCCUGACCCGUAGAGGGCGCCGUUCCACAUGCAGCCUCACCGAGUCGCCCACAGGUCCUUCGCCCAUCGCAACUCCAUCCUCUUCUCCUGUACCCUCACGGAGCAGUUCUCUCUCCGCGCCCCCACAGAUAGCUUCAGUGGCAGAUGCCACAACAAACCCGCCUACAAGCUCACUCAUGCGGUUGGAGGUGCCUGGUGUGUGUGACCAUGGGGAAGCAAGUACAACAGACCAUGAGAGUCUGAGGAAGCUGGUGGACUGGAAGCCGCCCGAGAAGCGCAAGGUUUCCUCCGGCACCUUGACACCCCGCCACACCACCACGGCGGCGGCCAGACAGCCGGCUAUGACCCACAGAGAGGUCUUAGAGAGCCUGAAACCGGAAAGCUCGGCCCCGGUGACGGGAGUUGCCAAGCCUGUCCCACAUCCAGCCACCCAGCAAGUGCCCUGCACGGCCGAGAUCAAGACCAUCGGAGCCUUCCCACCCCUCAUGAGGGCUGUCUCCUGGGAUACCGUGGGCUCCAUGGGUGGGAGGAACGGGGCACCCAAUGGCGAUGAGGGCCUGGCCUUCUCCGAUAAACUGAAGUCUUCUGGGUACAAGGACUUCCCAAUGGCUCCCCUGAACGUCCAGAAACUGUCCAAACUGCGAGAGGAGCAUAAGCUGAUGAGGACCCAGAGCAUCUCAGGAUCAAAGCUGCCAGAUCUGAGCGAGACGGCUGAACAAGAACGAGGUUCCUGCUCUCUGACAGCUGUCUCCCCAGCUGACGAGGAGGCGAAGGAGAAAGCUGACGCCAUGCCCAACAUAUCCGACCUCAUGCUGCGCAAACUUAAGCUGCACAAAGGCAGUACGGUGGCCUGUGCGCCUCCGCUCACGGAGAAGGAAGUGGAGAAUGCCUUCGUGCAGCUAUCCCUCGCCUUCCGCAAUGACAACUACACGCUGGAGACGCGGCUGAAGCUGGCAGAGCGCGAGCGCAACCUCACAGAGGAGAACACCGAGAAGGAACUGGAAGAGUUCAAACACUCACUGAAGUGCACGGCGCCGCUGUGGCAGAAUGCAGAGCAGAGGGAGUCCUACCAGAGACUCGUGGAGACCUUGGCUGUGCUGCACCGCCUGGCCAACCGCCUCUCCAGUCGGGCUGAAAUGGUCGGAGCCGUGCGGCAGGAAAAACGUUUGAACAAAGCCACAGAGGUGAUGCUGCAGUAUGUGGAGAACCUCAAGAGGACCUAUGAGAAGGACCAUGCAGAGCUGAUGGAGUUUAAAAAACUAGCCAAUCAGAACUCGAACCGAUACUGUGGCUCCAUGGAAACUGGAGAAGAUGGCAUUGCACGUCAAUCGAGAUCCAUGUCUGUGACAUUAGGAAAGGCUUUACCCAGAAGGAGAGUCAGCGUGGCUGUGGUUCCCAAAUUUAAUCUCCUGCACAUUCCUGGUCAAAGCCCAACCACAGUGGGCCCUGGCCCUGGCCCCAGUGCUGGCAUUGCAUCUCCUGGUGGCCCCGUGGCACUUCCUGUACUGUGCGAGGCGAACAGCACGAAGAGUGAUAACCCUACAGACUCACCACAACAAGGUGCAGGUGAAAAUGUAAAAGUUGCAGCGGAGCAGGACGGCGACGUAGCCACAUCGACUAAAGUCCCCUGCAGUCCAGAAGAGAUCAGAGCCCAGAUUAAGGCCAAGAUCGAGGAAGAAGCCUACAAGAAAGGGUAUCAGGAGGGACUGAAAAGAAUUAAAGAGCUUCAGGAAGUCAAGGAAGAGGAGAAUUCAUCAGAGGAAAAGCAGUCGGCGCUCGAUCAGACAACUGCAGAAGAUCCAGACAAAGAAAAUAAAACAAACAGUCGAUAUGAAGAAGCACUGGAAGCCAUCGACCGGUUAUGUCCAAAGGUCUUCAAACGAAGCUGGACGCUCUGGAGAGUCCUCACCUUGUUCAUAGGUUUGUUCUUUUUGGUCAACCUCGUAAACUUCUAUAGUAACUACUACGGUGACCACGGAGACACGUCGGCAGAGAAGUCUGGUGUUCCUGGCAAGAAGAAGUUUUUUGGCCUGCAUGUAGGCUCGAAGAGUAGUCCCACGCCAGAGUAGUGCCCAGCCUACGCACAUCUGCAUUCAAAGAUUCAUCCAAGGACUCGGCUGGUACUGAGGAACCCAGCUCAGUGCACAUGGGAAUAUCUGAAACACUAGUAACUAAAUUUAAGACUAUUUUAGAGAAGCUUUCAAACUGCAAUAUGAAAAAAAAUCUCAAAUUCCUCUGUUGUUCUUUAAGGACAAAAAUGCUAGUAAGAGAACCAUAGUUUCAGUGUAGAUUUAUUUAGGUGUCGUAUAGCACCUAGAUGGAAUAAUGUGGUUUUAUUAUUGACAACCAGCUGAUGUUACAGAUACACAUUAUCUUACCACUCAAACCAAUACAAUUAUAUUUCUCAGGUUUAUGGGAUGAAGAAUUCAGUAUACUAUUUAAAUGAUCUUUAAUCUUUUGUGUGGUUAUUAAAUUCUCUUAUGUCUAUAUUGUUUGACUUUACAUUCCAAGGUAGCUCCUUAAGUGCAAUACUUUGCAACACAUAACUGAACCUUUUAUUUUGAUGUGUUGGAUUGUGUCCUUAGAGCGCAAUGGUGUGAGCAUCUUCUCAAACAGUUUAGAGUGCACUUUUAAAUAGCAUGAGAGAUUUCUUUCAUCUUUUUAGAUAUUUGCACAUGUGUGUUGAUGGUUGUGUCACUCAACCUUUUAAUAAAGGUGCCUUAAAAACAG
Messenger RNA from Electrophorus electricus (electric eel), 3769 nucleotides. The record is from RefSeq and is a predicted model, not a curated record. Lineage: Eukaryota; Metazoa; Chordata; Actinopteri; Gymnotiformes; Gymnotidae.